AUGGCCAAUCCAGCCCCGACAGACCAGAAUCCUACAGCCAAUCAAAACAGUAGACCGGCUGCUAGGGGCCAACAGCAGUUUACCCAGGCCGACUUGAACCGAAUCGUCAUGGAGUACCUUAACAAGAAGGGUUUCCAUAAGACCGAGGCCAUGUUUCGUUUGGAAAGUUCCAAUACGGCCACGCCGCUGACGGGAUUGCCCAAUACGUCCAGUUCGUCUUUUGCUGGUCCUACAGAGAUUUCUCUGAGCUACCCAACUGGCGGCAAGCAGACCAAGGCUGAUAUUGAACUUAAGGAAAUGAGAGAACGAGUGGCUCGUACUGAGCGUGAAUUGCGUGAUUACAAGGAUAAAAGCACUUACGAGAGGAAGGAAGAGGAGCUUCGGCUCUUGAAAGAGGAGGAGGAGAAACAGAAACGUGAAAAUGAUCCAGACAUUUACUAUAGAGCGUAUUCGAUUCUCAGAGGCUGGGUGGAGACGUCUUUGGACUUGUAUAAGCCUGAGUUGUCUCGGUUCUUGUACCCGCUUUUCAUCCAUUGCUACUUGGAGCUUGUGUCUAAGAAUUUCAUCAAACACGCCAAGAUCUUUUAUGAUAAGUUUAAGGAUGACCAUAUGAUUCUCCAUGGAUUGGAGGUGAAGCAGCUUGCGGGAAUCUCUUUGCCUGACCACUUGAAGGAGGACUCAUUGGCCCAGGCUUACCGUACCAACAAAUACAGAAUCUUGGUUUCGAAGACCACCAUGAACCUUUUACUAUAUUUUCUUCAUGAGAAUGAGGCCGUUGGAGGCGCCGUUUUGAUCAGAAUCAUCAACCAGUACCUCAAUCCUAUAAUAUCUACAACUAGACCCGAUAAGGUGACCCAGGAAGGUGAGGCUGACCCUGCUGAAGGUAUCCCUGGCUAUAUCACCAGCACCAACGAAAUCGAAAAGUUCAACGAACAACCUGUCCUGCUUGGUAAGCUACCGUUGGACGAAGACACACAGAAGGAAGUUGAGGCGGAAUUAAAGGUCAAGGAUGAGACUACCGACCCAGUGGAUGGAAAAACGCUUGUAAAGGAGUUUGAAGAGCUUCAAGAACCAGACAAAGAUUCUCCAGCAGCAGACUCCAUUCCGCUACCUUUGAAAGAUGCUUCUGACAUCAAAAGAAUGAUUCUUUCAGUGGAAGACUCUCGCUCAAAGAUCAAGUUGGGUGCUCUUCAAGCCAGUGCUCCAUCUGUGUGUAUGUACACAUUCCACAACACCAAUAACGACAUGACGUGCCUUGAAUUUAACGAAGACUCCAACACGGUCGCUGCAGGUUUCCAGGAUAGUUUCAUUAAAUUGUGGAGUCUUGACGGCCGCCCACUUAAGUCUGUGUUCAAAAGAGAUGCUAGCAAUAAUGACAACACCAGAAGACUCGUUGGCCACAGCGGACCAGUUUACGGUAUGUCUUUCUCUCCAGACAACAAGUACUUAAUUUCUUCUUCGGAGGACAAGACGGCUCGUCUUUGGUCGCUUGAUACAUACACCGCGUUGGUAUCUUACAAAGGACAUAACCAACCAGUUUGGGACGUGAAGUUUUCUCCGUUUGGCCAUUACUUCGCUACCGCUUCACACGAUCAAACGGCUCGUCUUUGGGCCACUGACCAUAUCUACCCAUUGAGAAUCUUUGCAGGCCAUAUUAAUGAUGUUGAUUGCGUGGAGUUCCAUCCAAACUCAAACUACGUCUUCACAGGAUCUUCAGAUAAGACCGCCCGUAUGUGGGAUGUGCAAACGGGCAAUGCUGUUCGUAUUUUCAUGGGCCACACUGGAGCUGUGAACUGCAUGGCCGUGUCGCCAGAUGGUAGAUGGGUUGCUACGGCAGGUGAAGACACGGUGAUUAAUAUAUGGGAUGCCGGUUCGGGACGUCGUCUCAAGAGUAUGAGAGGCCAUGGUCGUUCGUCGAUUUAUUCAUUGGCCUUCUCUCGUGAUGGAGGGGUGCUUGUUAGUGGAGCUUCUGACAAUACCGUUAGAGUGUGGGACGUUAAGAGAAACACUAAUGAUGCAGGCCCAACACCGGAACCAAUGAAUGGCGGUGAGAGCAUAAACGGAAGCAGUGUGACAUCAUCGGCUGGCGCCGACAGUAAGAAGCCCGUUGAGAGGGUAAGCAGAAAGGAGAUUGUUGCUACAAGCGACCACAUGACAGCGUACUUCACGAAGAAGACGCCCGUGUACAAGGUUCAUUUUUCGAGAAGGAACCUUUGUCUUGCUGGCGGAUCUCUACAAAUCUAA
Molecule: messenger RNA, 2244 nt
Organism: Candidozyma haemuli
Lineage: Eukaryota; Fungi; Ascomycota; Pichiomycetes; Serinales; Metschnikowiaceae
Product: chromatin modification protein
Exons: 1
Coding region: 1-2244 (747 amino acids)
Biological process (GO): transcription initiation at RNA polymerase II promoter
Cellular component (GO): transcription factor TFIID complex
Molecular function (GO): protein binding; RNA polymerase II general transcription initiation factor activity
Source: RefSeq, a predicted model, not a curated record